This is a messenger RNA of Epinephelus fuscoguttatus (brown-marbled grouper), 2861 nucleotides long. RefSeq names its product SMAD family member 4a (gene smad4a). The record is from RefSeq and is a predicted model, not a curated record. Gene Ontology annotation, molecular function: RNA polymerase II cis-regulatory region sequence-specific DNA binding; I-SMAD binding; DNA-binding transcription factor activity, RNA polymerase II-specific. NCBI's taxonomy places the organism in Eukaryota, Metazoa, Chordata, Actinopteri, Perciformes, Serranidae. Gene Ontology annotation, biological process: SMAD protein signal transduction; BMP signaling pathway; regulation of transcription by RNA polymerase II. Bases 501 to 2012 code for a protein of 503 amino acids. The transcript has 11 exons. Gene Ontology annotation, cellular component: heteromeric SMAD protein complex.
UCCAAGCGUGGUGGGUGGAGAGGAAUUUUUUGUUUAUUUUCGUGGCCAGUUAACCAGUAAACGUGCUGUUAUAUUAUUAUCUGCUGGUUUUAUAGUUCAGCAUAAUAAGGCAAACAGAUAAGCGGCUGCGCGUUUACCUAGUAGGAUAUUUUACCAUUUCGUGAGGUAGCGGAUUUGGGCCAUCACAGAGGAAGGUUAGCUAGCGAGCUAGCGUCAAGUCGAUGAGGGUCUUGUAGUGUUAGUUAGCUGUUAGCGUAUGUGCUAGCAGGCUAGCCACAAUAUUAUUAAUGCAAGAUAGAUAGCACAACAAAAUUUAGCAAGCUAAAGCCACUCGCUUAUCGGCCUGCACCACUGGGAGUAACGCCACGGCGCGGAGAAAUCACCGUUGCUAAGCUUGGGCCUUUUCGGAUCAACAAUACUUUCACCCUGACGUUUCUACUGGUAAAGACAUACAGGAUACAACUUGAAAGUCUCCCCAAGGUUGAAACCUAAGCAGCAAGAUGUCAAUCACGAACACUCCCACAAGCAACGAUGCCUGUCUGAGCAUCGUGCACAGCCUGAUGUGCCACCGACAGGGAGGGGAGAGCGAAAGCUUUGCCAAGCGAGCAAUUGAGAGUCUUGUCAAAAAGCUGAAAGAGAAGAAGGAUGAGCUGGAUUCCCUUAUCACAGCCAUCACUACAAAUGGAGCUCAUCCUAGCAAGUGUGUAACCAUACAGAGAACUUUGGAUGGGCGCCUACAGGUUGCAGGGCGCAAAGGUUUUCCCCAUGUUGUCUAUGCGCGACUGUGGCGAUGGCCUGAUCUGCACAAGAAUGAAUUAAAACACGUGAAAUAUUGCCAGUAUGCCUUUGACUUGAAAUGUGACAAUGUUUGUGUCAACCCAUACCACUAUGAGAGGGUCGUCUCUCCAGGCAUUGACUUAUCAGGGCUGACUCUUUCAAGUUCAGGUCCCCUCAUGGUAAAGGAUGAGUAUGACUAUGACAACCAGCAAUCUCACUCAAGCUCUGAAAGCCACCUGCAGACUAUUCAGCAUCCCCCGUCAAGACCUGGUCCACAGGAGACUUUCAGCAGCCCCGCUUUGCUCCCCCCAUCAGAGAGCAGCAGUUCAGCUUCAACCUCGGCUUUCUCCACCAUCAGCGCUGGACCCUCAAAUCCUCCCCCCACUUGGAGCAGAAAUGGCAGCUUCACCCCUGCAGUGCCUCAACAUCAGAACGGGCAUCUACAGCAUCAUCCACCCAUGCCUCACACAGGGCAUUACUGGCCUGUUACCAAUGAAAUUGCGUUCCAGCCGCCAAUAUCCAAUCACCCUGCUCCAGAUUACUGGUGCUCCAUUGCAUACUUUGAGAUGGAUGUCCAAGUUGGAGAGACAUUUAAGGUGCCAUCCACAUGCCCAAUAGUGACGGUGGAUGGCUAUGUUGAUCCAUCAGGAGGGGACCGCUUUUGCUUGGGCCAGCUGAGUAACGUCCACAGGACAGAGAACAUAGAGAGAGCCAGGCUCCACAUUGGCAAAGGCGUGCAGCUGGAGUGCAAAGGUGAGGGAGACGUGUGGGUGCGCUGUUUGAGUGAUCACGCAGUGUUUGUACAGAGCUAUUACUUGGAUCGGGAGGCUGGACGCGCCCCUGGAGAUGCAGUUCACAAGAUCUAUCCCAGCGCUUACAUCAAGGUGUUUGACUUGCGUCAGUGCCACAGGCAGAUGCAGCAGCAGGCAGCAACAGCUCAGGCAGCAGCUGCAGCCCAGGCAGCAGCAGUGGCUGGGAACAUUCCCGGGCCUGGCUCUGUGGGAGGCAUCGCCCCUGCCAUCAGUCUGUCUGCCGCUGCAGGCAUCGGGGUUGACGACCUGCGCAGGCUGUGCAUCCUGCGGAUGAGCUUCGUGAAGGGCUGGGGGCCCGACUACCCACGGCAAAGCAUCAAAGAGACACCCUGCUGGAUUGAAAUCCAUUUACACCGAGCUCUGCAGCUACUGGAUGAAGUUCUGCACACCAUGCCCAUAGCUGACCCUCAACCCCUCGACUGAGUUAAAAGACAUGAACUGUACAAAAAAAAGAAAACAAUCAGACUGUACUUUUAAACAGACCACUCCACCUAUAGGCCCGGAGAACCGAAAGAGGACUGCAACCACAGGGAUGCUGAGUAGGUUGUAGGAGUAAGAACAAGGGCAUAGAGGCCGGCAGUAUACUCCAAACACGCUGCUUUUAAAUCCAGCGCUGCGAGCGGUUGCCAGUAUACAGAGUGAGACUCCAGAUCUGUAAGUUCAGUGGCUUACAAACAGCAGCUGGAGGAACCUGUGAAACACGCUGGGAGGAAUCGUACGCCAAGAGGAUGAAAAAGGAAGCCGGUAUUCUGGCAUUGUUUACCAACUGAAAACUUCGUAACAGCAUAAAGCGAACAAGGCUUUGUGUCUUUCAAAUCUCAUGUCGAUACAUAAAUACUCACACAGUGAUGUGGAUUAAAGAGCAUGCCAACAGCAAGAUUAACACGCUCAGAAUUCUAUCAAUUAUUCAAUAAGUGCUGGUGUUAUACAGAAGGAACCACAAGAGUGCAGGGUGUCAAACAAAAUGAUUCAUACUCAGCUGUCGACUUUCUGACUGGUAACAUUUCCACUUUAAGAUUUUAAAAUAUACAGAGCCCCUGCAACUGACUGACUAAGCUCCUUUUUUUUGGACUAUUUACUGUGAGAACAAACUAUUUGACUUUAAACCAGCAAAGCUGAGCACAAUGUGACGCCUUUUACUGGAUUAAAAGCUGCUAUUUACCCCAUCUGAACUUACAGUGUGUCAUUUCAGUUGGAGUAUACUGCCGAUCCAGUCCUCCUUCAUCGGCUCUCCGGUGUUUAUAUGGCUUCAUUUAAGUGGAGUUUCUCACC